AUGAGUGGAAUGGAUAUGGAGCGAGUUGUGGGAAAGCAGACUGUGGGCAGACAUGUUGUGGACAAGCAGGUUGUGGGAAAGCAGACUGUGGGUAGACAGGUUGAGGGCAAGCAGGUUGUGGGAAAGCAGGUUGUGUGCAAGCAGGUUGUAGGAAAGCAGGUUGUGGGCAAGCAGCAGACUGUGGGCAGACAGGUUGUGGAAAAGCAGGUUGUGGGCAAGCACACUGUGGGCAAGCAAACUAUGGGCAAGCAGCAGGUUGUGGGCAAGCAGAUUGUGGGAAAGCAGACUGUGGGCAAGCAGGUUGUGGGCAAGCAGGUUGUGGGUAAGCAGGUUGGGGGAAAGCAGGUUGGGGGAAAGCAGGUUGGGGGAAAGCAGGUUGUGGACAAGCAGGUUGUGAGUAAGCAGGUUGUGGGCAAGCAGGUUGUGGCCAAGCAGAUUGUGGGCAAGCAAACUGUAGGCAAGCAGGUUGUGGCCAAACAGGUUGUAGGCAAGCAGGUUGUGGGCAAGCAGAUUGUGAGCAGGCAGACUGUGGGUAAGCAGGUUGUGGGCAAGCAGGUUGUGGCCAAGCAGGUUGUAGGCAAGCAGGCUCUGAGCAAGCAGACUGUGGGCAAGCAGGUUGUGGCCAAGCAGGUUGUCAGCAAGCAGGCUGUGGGCAAGAAGGUUAUGGGCAAGCAGAUUGUGGGCAAGCAAACUGUGGGCAAGCAGCAGGUUGUGGGCAAGCAAACUGUGGGCAAGCAAACUGUGGGCAAGCAGGUUGUGGCCAAGCAGGUUGUAGGCAAGCAGGUUCUGAGCAAGCAGACUGUGGGCAAGCAGGUUGUGGGCAAGCAGGUUGUUAGAGAGCAGGUUGUGGGAAAGCAGGUUGUGGGAAAGCAGGUUGUGGACAAGCAGACUGUGGGCAAGCAGGUUUUGAGCAAGCAGGUUGUAGGCAAGCAGACUGAGGGCAAGCAGGUUGUUGGCAAGCAGAUUGUGGGCAAGCAGGUUGUGGGCAAGCAGAUUGUGGGCAAGCAAACUGUGGGCAAGCAGGUUGUGGGCAAGCAAUUUGUGGGAAAGCAGGUUUUGGGAAAGCAGGUUGUGGGAAAGCAGACUGUGGGCAAGCAGGUUGUAGGCAAGCAGGUUCUGGGCAAGCAGGUUGUGAGCAGGCAGACUGUGGGCAAGCAGGCUGUGGGCAAACAGACUGGGGGAAAGCAGACUGCGGGCAAGCAGGUUGUUGUGGGCAAGCAGAUAUUGGGCAAGCAAACUGUGGGCAAGCAGGUUGUGGGAAAGAAGGUUGUGGGAAAGCAGGUUGUGAGAAAGCAGACUCUGGGCAAGCAGACUGUGGGCAAGCAGGUUGUGGGCAAGCAGAAUGUGGGCAAGCAAACUGUGGGCAAGCAGCAGGUUUUAGGCAAGCAGGUUGUAGGCAAGCAGGUUGUGGGUAAGCAGGUUGUGAGCAGGCAGACUGUGGGCAAGCAGGUUGUGGGCAAGCAGACUGUCGGAAUGCAGACUGUGGGCAAGCAGGUUACUGUGGGCAAGCAGGUUGUGAGCAAGCACACUGUGGGUAAUCAGGUUGUGGCCAAGGAGGUUGUGAGCAAGCAGACUGUGGGCAAGCAGGUUGUGGGCAAGCAGAUUGUUGUGGGCAAGCAGGUUGUGGGGAAGCAGGUUGUGGGAAAGCAGGUUGUGGGAAAGCAGGUUGUGGACAAGCAGACUGUGGGCAAGCAGACUGUGGGCAAGCAGGUUGUGAGCAAUCAGACUUUGGGCAAGCAGGUUGUGAGCAAGCAGACUGUGGGCAAGAAGGUUGUGGGCAAACAGGUUGUGGGCAAGCAGGUUACUGUGGGCAAGCAAACUGUGGGCAAGCAGCUUGUGGGAAAGCAGGUUGUAGGCAAGCAGGAUGUGAGCAAGAAGACUGUGGGCAAGCAGGUUGUGGGCAGACAGGUUGUGGGAAAGCAGAGUGUGGGAAAGCAGAGUGUGGGCAGACAGGUUGUGGGCAAGCAGGUUGUUGGCAAGCAGGUUGGGGGCAAGCAGGUUGGGGGCAAGCAGGUUGUGGGCAAGCAGGUUUUGAGCAAGCAGACUGUGAGCAAACAGGUUGUCGGCCAGCAGGUUGUGGGCAUGCAGGUUGUGGGCAAGCAGACUGUGGGCAUGUAG
Messenger RNA from Penaeus chinensis, 2118 nucleotides. RefSeq lists its product as uncharacterized. The record is from RefSeq and is a predicted model, not a curated record. NCBI's taxonomy places the organism in Eukaryota, Metazoa, Arthropoda, Malacostraca, Decapoda, Penaeidae. Gene Ontology annotation, biological process: chromosome condensation. Gene Ontology annotation, molecular function: structural constituent of chromatin; DNA binding. The transcript has 20 exons. The coding region runs from base 1 to 2118 and encodes 705 amino acids.